UCAACUCCAGUUGUCCUGAGUGCUCAUUAAUCGGGUCUCACCAGCUGCUUCUCUCUGCUGUCCUGGCCCGGAAGCCUUGCCCCCAGCCCCCAGCCCCCCCCAAAUUCUGUGCGACACCCUUCUCCCGCCCCGCACUCUCGGGCUAGACUCGCUAACUUCGCGGCAGAGCAGCUCCAUGAGCACUCUAGGGGAUCAGGUACGGGACUGGCAUCACGGCGUACUGGCCGUGGCGCGCGAAGACUUGGAACGCGCGCUGUGCCUCUUCUCAGCCGUCCGGGAGCCGCCGGCCAAGAUCUACUUCAACAUGGGCUGCGUGCACCUGAUGGCCGGGGAUCCCGAGGCUGCGUUACGGGCAUUUGACCAAGCAGUGACCAAGGAUACCUGCAUGGCUGUUGGCUUCUUCCAGCGGGGAGUGGCUAAUUUCCAACUGGAGAGGUUCCAGGAGGCCGUGUCUGAUUUCCAGCUGGCCCUGGCACAGCUGAGAAGCAACGCUGCCAUUGACUACACACAGCUGGGUCUGCGCUUCAAAUUGCAAGCCUGGGAGGUCCUAUACAACAUGGCAUCAGCAGAGUGCCAGGCAGGGCUCUGGGCCAAGGCUGCUGAUACUCUAGUGGAGGCAACUUCCAAAUGGCCAGAGGGGGCCCAAGGCGUCCUGGACACUGCCCUGGACCAAGUGCAGAAACGGGCACCCCUGCAACUCCGGCAAGUCCCCACGGGUGAAGUCUUCCAGCCUCCCAGGCAGUACCUACAGCACCUGAAGCCCAUGGAUUUCCUGGGCAAGGCUAAGGUGGUGGCAUCUGGCAUCCCUGACAACCACAACACAGAUGGCUGGCCUCAGCAGAGGUCCCAGGUGGAGCAGGCCGGCCAUCAGUCUCCUCCAUCCGUGGGUAAGAGGACACUGAGCAAUAAGGGUGGUCCCAUGAGUCAUGCUCUAUGCUACAAUUUACUGGCAUCUGGACGGCCUGCCCCGGGCCCCUCUGAAGACUCCUCAGGAACUGGGGGAGCAGCUGCAAAGGACCCUGAAUCUUUGGUGACUGUCACCGUACAGUGCCACUUUACUGUGCCCCUGAAGGCCCCGAGAGACACUGACCUAUCCAGUCUUCGAGCGUUGCUGGCUCAAGCCCUCCUCCAUCAGGCCCAUGUGGGACAGCUCAGUUACCAAGCCCCAGGAGAGAAGUUCUGGGUCCCCAUCCCCACAGAGGAGUCACUGCAGAGUGUGUGGAGGAAUGCAGCCACCGGCCCAAGAGGGUUGCAGCUCCAGUGCCGGGGGGCUUGGGGCCGACCGGUCCUCUACCAGGUAGUAGCUCGACAUGAUUACUCAGCCCAAAGGCCCGAGGAUUUGGACUUCCACCGAGGGGACACAGUGGAUGUUCUGUGUGAAGUGGACGAAUCCUGGCUGGAGGGACACCGAGAUGGCUGCAUCGGCAUUUUCCCCAAGUGCUUUGUGGUCCCAGCUGGGACCUAUGUGGAAGCCCUACCCGGUCCAGGACCCAAGCCAGGAGACCAGCAUUAGCAAUACAUUUUGUGACAAGAGCAGCUUUAAUUUAAACAAACAAAAACUA
Molecule: messenger RNA, 1562 nt
Organism: Mesocricetus auratus (golden hamster)
Lineage: Eukaryota; Metazoa; Chordata; Mammalia; Rodentia; Cricetidae
Gene: Noxa1
Product: NADPH oxidase activator 1
Exons: 12
Coding region: 176-1513 (445 amino acids)
Biological process (GO): superoxide anion generation
Molecular function (GO): superoxide-generating NADPH oxidase activator activity; protein binding
Source: RefSeq, a predicted model, not a curated record